Setaria italica (foxtail millet) is the source of this 369-nucleotide messenger RNA. RefSeq lists its product as uncharacterized. Bases 1 to 369 code for a protein of 122 amino acids. NCBI's taxonomy places the organism in Eukaryota, Viridiplantae, Streptophyta, Magnoliopsida, Poales, Poaceae. The record is from RefSeq and is a predicted model, not a curated record. The transcript has a single exon.
AUGGGGACAGCGGAGGUGCUCCGCCCGCACGACUGCCUCGCCCGCGCCAGGCGGCCGCUGCGCCCCGGCCCCGCCGGGAGGAGGGCGGUGGCGGCGCGCCACCACCAGGGCCAGCGCCACGGCGCGCGCGGCGACAUCGCGCGGGGCCCCGCGACGGCGGCGGCGGCCGCGACGGCGCCGAGGCAGGUCCGGACCAAGGUGGCCGCCGCGGCCGCGGACGCGUACGCCGGCCCGGCGUUCGGCGCCAUGUCGCCGUCGCCGCGGGCGCUGCCGCUGCCGCGGUUCACCCCCAGGACGGCCGCUGACGCGGCGCCGGGCGUGGACGACGCCGCCACGCGGGAGCUUCGGCGGCUGCUGGGCCUCCAUUGA